Molecule: messenger RNA, 1791 nt
Organism: Prorocentrum cordatum
Lineage: Eukaryota; Dinophyceae; Prorocentrales; Prorocentraceae
Source: the annotation of a GenBank genome assembly
CUCGCGUCCAUUCGUGCAACAGCCAUUUUGGCUGCAAGCGUCCCAAUCUGGGGACGUCAACAUCUACCUUCCCUUAAACGCCCAGUGAGGCCCGAGGCGACCAGCGACUCUGAGCACUACUACACCAUAGCGAUGGCCUGGCUUCAGGCCGCGGCCGUGGCCCUCUCGCUGUACGCGACGGGCGCCCUCGGGCUGGCCCCGACCGGCGCCGAGCCCGACAGCGCCGACGGCGGUCCCGAGAUGCGGAAGCUCGGCGCCGUGGACUCGCGAAGGUUGGCCAAGGUCGUCGACGGCAAGGUCGUCGACGGCAAGGUCGUCGACGGGGCCGACGGCGCCGUCAACGAGGACUCGGACAUCUGGCCGUUUACCCGGAAGAUCCCCGCCAACAGUAGGAACAUCACGGUCUUCCUGAAUGGCGAGCCGAAGUCUGGCACCACGUGGCUGGAGUACAUCGCGAAGGACCUCAUCACCGAGGGUUGCGCGAGGGAGGCCGGCUGCCAGCUGGUCAGCGAGGACACCGAUGACAGGACCAUGGGGCAGAGGACCACUGCCACAGCCGUCAGCGCGCACAGAACGUCUGGGCUGCUCAGGUACGACGUCAAAGAUAAGCACAGGGUCCCCAACGUGGGGCACUUUAAUAGCCUCGAUUUCACCAUCGCUCCGAACAUGACGGACGCCGACGUCGAGGCGGCCGCGAAGUCUACGCUGGAGGGAGCUGCACAGGGCGCGAAGUGGCUGGCCGUGUUCCGUGAUCCCCGCGACGUCGCCAUCUCCAUGUGUUACCAUUCGGUCAAGGACUGCCCCGAUGCGAGCGGCCACACCCUCGUCAGGAUUAACAGGGUCGCCCAGUGGAUCAACCUCCGCCACCGCUUCUUUGACGCGCUCCACAAGCUGGCCCCGGAGAGGGUGAUGACCCUGUACUACGAGGACAUGAAGUCGGACGAGAGGGGCGCCAUCCGGCAGCUCGCCAGGCUCUUCGAGGUGCCCGUGAGCAGGAGGCAGGUGAGGUUGAUCUCCGAGCGCACGACCUUCAGCGCGAUGAAGGAGAUGCCGAGGAUCGCCCAGAAGGGCGCCGUCUCGGGCAUGGUGCGCGAGGGGGGCAGCUGCAUGUACGACAAGCAGCUCAGCGCAGAGGCCGCGAAGCAGGUCACCGAGAAGAUGCGCAGGGCGCUGAGCCCAGAGCUGAACGCCAUCUGGAAGUGCUGAGCUGCCCACCCCCUCGAGCGCUGGCUCUGCCCGCCCCCAGGUGGUGGGGUAGUGCGGACCCCAUCCGCAGACCCCCUCGCGUCGUGAAGACAGAACGACCGAAGGCUUGCGAUCAUGUUCGUUCGGUCCUCGGGGGCCUUGGCCAGGCCCCAGGGCCUUCACAGAAGUCGAUCCGGGAUGGAGCGCUGGCCUCGCACAAGGGGGCCGAGACCUCUGGGACCCACGCUGUGAGGGCAGGGGUCUGGGGAGGUCCGGGCAGCGUGGACGCCAUCCAUGGGGUCUGCAACGCGCCUGCUUCGCUCGUUCCGCCCCCAGCCGCCGGUGCGCCACUCUCCGGCAGCUGCCCGAGCGACUUGCCCGGUGCCGGCCGACAGGAUCUGAGGAGUCCGCCCGCAUCUCGCUUCCGGCGCCCGCUGGGGAGCAGCUUGUCAGGCGACUGCACACGCGACGGCCUUGAGAUCGAUCGGUUUUUCGUAAGGCCUCCCCUUGUACUCUUGGAUCCCAGAUGGUUUCAGCUGUGCCUCCUCCAUCCCGCCUCCAUCCAUCCUCAGCUCUGCACUGGAUGCAAGCGCCCGUGGAGAAAAG